This is a messenger RNA of Prorocentrum cordatum, 986 nucleotides long. NCBI's taxonomy places the organism in Eukaryota, Dinophyceae, Prorocentrales, Prorocentraceae. The record is from the annotation of a GenBank genome assembly.
GCGGUGGCAGCGACAGCGUGGAGUUCGCGUCUGAGCGCCACGUGGACGACGACCUCGUGCGCGCUCGCAGGGAGAGCUUGCAGCCGCCGAGUCCGAGUCCGCCGCCGCCGCGUCAGAGGAGGAUGAGGAGAAAGUCGCGGCAGUGGGCAUCAGAUGAGGAAUCUCAGUGGGACGGUGGCGAGCUCGGUCCUGCCCUCGAGCCUGCAGGCGGCGAUGCUCGUCGCUACGUCUCGCCGCCGCCCGAUCGCCAGCCGAGCUUCUCGCCGCCGCCCGAUCGCCAGCCGAGCUUCUCGCCGCCGCCCGAUCGCCAGCCGAGCUGCUCGCCGCUGUCCAACGAGUUCGUCGGCGACGCCGCCGAGAGGGUCGACGAAGAUAUGCCGCCCGCAGUGGGCGACGCGCCGUCUGAUGUGGGCGACGCAGCGCUUGCGGAGGGCGGCGAGGGCACGCACCACAAGAAGCGCGGCAACGGCAAGGGCAAGGGCAAGAAGAAGUCGAAGCGCCGCAAGGUCGGCGAGUCGGGCGGGGCCGCCGCGGUGGCCGAGCCUGCCGCUAAGCCGAUGCGGCAGAAGAAGAAGCGCAGGGCUGGCACGGUGGCGGCGCCAUCAGCACCUGAGGCGGCGCCAGCAGCACCUGAGGCGGCGCCAGCAGCACCGUCGUGGCGGACGAGGCAGCUUGAGGCUGACCAGGAGGCGGCGCCAGCAUCACCUGAUUCAGACGAGCAUCCGUUGAUCAGCGUGCCGCCUGCGAAGAAGGUACUGCCCUCGGCUGCACCAAGCUUCCCUGCAUGUAGCGAGGUCGGGUCAGAGGCGGAGCCGCGCGCCUCGCCGAGGCAUGGCCUGCAGCAGAACGCCUACGCCGCCUCGGAGCCGAUGGCCACGAACGAGAAGCUCCAGCAGGGGUCCGCCGAGUUGCUCGGCUGCGUCGAGUGGCCCGAAGACGCCUGCAGGCCAGAUCCGAGCUCCGAGGACUGCGCUGGGGCAGUAUGA